AAAAUGAAGUUCCGCGGGACAAUUUGACAGCAGAAACAGAAUGAAUAUAUUCAUAUAUUCUUACGAACAACCAGAACUAUCUAGAUGAGUUGACUGGUAACUGACUUCAGUCAGGAAUGGAUGAGGAGGUGGGCAUGUCUAUCUCGGAGGAGGAGAUGAUUGACAGCUUGUUCUAUAGAUGUGAUACACUAGGAGAGGGAAAAGUACAUGUCUACAGUGUUAUUCAAUUCCUGAAAAAUUGCCUCGGAAAUGGAAAUAAUGAGCCAGACUUGCUGGAGUUGGCAGCCAUCUUGGAAUCUGACUGUACAGAUGGUAAAAUAAACCUCACUUCAUACAGACAGGCUGUCAGACAGUGGGUCUCAGAAAUCAGGAAUAGAUGUGAGAGUACAAGUUUCCUUGAACCUGAUGGACCUCUGAAUUCUUCCUAUAACUUGUGUAACAACUCCACAGAUAGAUCCUUGUGUAUAGAGACAUCAGGCAUUGGUAAUGGAUCCUUUCAUAAAACAGAAGAUGACAUUGGAGAAUUACUGCAGGAAUUGGAGGAUUUAAAGUUUCAGAAUCGUAAACUCUUUGAAGAACAAACACAGUUACGUAACCAACUAGACACACAGGAAGAAGUUACUACAAACCUUACUACAGAACUACAAAACAGGAAUAAAGAUGAGGAACAGCUGAGAAAGAAAAUAAAAAGUCUUCAGGAUCUGGUAGAUUUACGUCAGUCUGUAAUGGAUGAAAAUGAAGAACUGAAGACUAAGUUACUAAGUACCCAAGAAUUGAAGAGAGAUUUGGAUACCAAGGUUGUCAACUUGGAAAGAGAAAAUGUCAACUUGGAAAGCCAAGUUAGGAACUAUGAAAGUAAAUGGCAGAAAACUUGUUCAGAACUGGACUUAGCAAGGAAAGAAUUACAACAACAACACAAUAUAUGUCUUGAACAUAAGGAUCUAUUGUUGAAUGCACAAGAUGCAAAGUCAGCCCAGGAGGAGGCCCUAACGGAGAGAAAUGAGGAGUUAAGUGCACUAAAAGAAAGAUUAAACCGGUUAAUGGAACACAAUGAGAAGUUGCAAGAAGAGAAAGAAGAUGUUCAAGUAAGACUGGCACAGAUCAAUGGAAAAUUACAAAGAUAUCAAAGUAAAGAAGAACAGCUGGGGUUAUCAGAUGAGUCUUUAACAGGAAACAACAAUGGUGUGGAAAGAUCCAAGAUUUCACCAAGGCUCAGGUUCAGCACACCACUAGCAAAGCACUCAAUAUGCAUGGAACUUAAGGACAGGUUAAAUGAAGACAAGAAUUUGCCAUCACCAUUCUGUGAGAAGCUGGAAUUAUCUACCGAUGUUAACUACCUGAACCGGCGAUCUGUUCUGUUACCAACAUACAUGUCAGCCUGGGACUUCGAAGUAUCCAAUGGAUCCCUGCAGGAUUACUCUCUAGAGCUGUUGAAGAACAGGAAAAGUCUUAGUCCUGGUUUCUAUGAUGCUGACCUUGAGAAGAAACUUGAGAGUUUGAAAGAUCUGGAAAAAGAUGGUCUUCAAAAAGAGAUUGUGAAACUGUACAGAGCAAACCUUGAUCUGGCAGAGAAAUGUCACAGAGCAGAAUUGAAAGAAGCAGAACUUCGUGAAGCUGUAAACGAUACAAAUCUGAAGCAUGACCUUGACAAACAGAAAUAUCAUCAACUGGAGGAUAGUCUGGAGACAAGCAAGGUUGCACGAGAAGUUGACCUGAAAGAUUUAUGGAAGCUUGUACACAAUGCUGAUGAGGAGGACUCUACUGAGAGUGAGAGUUCAUUGUCCACCUCUACAGAACAACUAAAGGAGCAGAUCCGACGUGACAUUGAAGCGCUCAGAAACAAACUCUACAGCAAGGAGAAAGCUCUAACUGCUUUGAGAUUUGAGAAGUCAGAGGUUCAGGGUCGCUGCAAUAAAAGGGCAUCAAAUUCUCCCCUUGUUGAAGCCCUAGAUAUACCCUUGGUGAAAAUAAUUAAGAGACAAUACUCUGGUAGAGGUGAGAAAUGUACUUGUCAGUGUGACAGCAAGGUUCACACAUGUAAUAGAUCGGUGCCUUUGGUGAGAAAACACAGCAGGGAGGAUAGUACUGAGGAAAAACAGUGUUGCCAUGGUGACAGUAAAGUAGGUGAUGCUGAAAAUUUGAAUUGUGACCCUUCAGAUAUUAAAGUAGAUAUCUUAAACAACUCUGAAGACGUUGAUAGUAUGCAUAGACAAGAUAUUCCGGAACGAUUUAAGUCUGAAAGCUCUGCAGGGUCUGAAUGUAUGAUACCACGUAACUCUGAUAUAGACGGAGUGUUUAAAUACAGCAAGUCUCCAAAAUGUCAGAAAUUAGUAGAUUCAGGAUCAGGAGAAAAAGUUCAUUCAAAAGAAAAUCAAGAACGGCAGUUUGUUAAAGAUCUGGACUGGAGUAAUGAUGAUGAGGGUAUUGAAUUCAGGAAACCUCAUGCAGGACAUGCCACUGUUCACAGAGAUGAAGGGCAUGCUAUGUUGAGGAGACAGAGUUACAGAAAAGCUAUUGAAAAUCCUGAAAGUUCAGUUGAUGAAAUACCAGCUGGGAGAUCUAGGAGUAAUAGUUUUCAGAAUGCUAUAGAACAGGGUCAGGUCAGCCCCUCGAACUUGUCUGCAGCCCCAGUGUUCACAGCUGGUGACACAGUCAUUGAUACAACACCUGAAUAUGAGGGCUCAGAUUCACUGUCCUUGAGCACCGCCCCCAGAUUCUUUAGCACUCCUUUAUCUAUAGAUACUGUCAAAGCAGUCCAGAUAGAUAAAAAGACAUGUAGAAAUAAUAAUGACGUUCAUUGGAAAGAUGUUGAGAAUAGAGAACUACACAAUUCAGAAGCUAAGCAGCAGUCCACUGGUCUUCAAGCUCAAUUGUUUAAAGCUGGUGGAUUAAAUCCAAAAAUUGUCCCCUGCAAUUCACACUUCUAUCCAUUGCUAGAACAAUGGAGAAUCAACAAAUCUAAAAUUUGUUACAUUCCAAGUUCUAUGGUCAAUAGAGACAUUGGUUGCAAUUUACUGGGCUAUUAG
This is a messenger RNA of Mercenaria mercenaria, 3026 nucleotides long. RefSeq names its product inositol 1,4,5-triphosphate receptor associated 2-like. NCBI's taxonomy places the organism in Eukaryota, Metazoa, Mollusca, Bivalvia, Venerida, Veneridae. The record is from RefSeq and is a predicted model, not a curated record. Gene Ontology annotation, biological process: spindle assembly; actin filament organization; homologous chromosome pairing at meiosis. Gene Ontology annotation, cellular component: nuclear outer membrane; lateral element; chromosome, telomeric region. The coding region runs from base 117 to 3026 and encodes 969 amino acids. Gene Ontology annotation, molecular function: dynein complex binding. The transcript has 21 exons.